Molecule: messenger RNA, 2320 nt
Organism: Salvia splendens (bonfire salvia)
Lineage: Eukaryota; Viridiplantae; Streptophyta; Magnoliopsida; Lamiales; Lamiaceae
Product: somatic embryogenesis receptor kinase 1
Exons: 4
Coding region: 132-2132 (666 amino acids)
Biological process (GO): protein phosphorylation
Molecular function (GO): protein kinase activity; protein binding; ATP binding
Source: RefSeq, a predicted model, not a curated record
UCCAACACAUUAAUGCAUUUGACAGAACCAAAAAAACACACAACACAACCUGCAUUACUAAUUUACUAUCCUACUAAAAGAUAAAACACACACUUUCUUCACCAUUUCUCCAAAAGUUGUAAACUUGCAACAUGGGUUUCUCUCCUUUCCCAUUUCUACUCACUCUCCUGCUCACAUUCGCCGCCGCCGACGAGCUCACCUCGCUGCUCGACCUCAAAGCCAGCCUCGACCCGGAAAACCUGCAUUUGGGCUCAUGGGUCGUCUCCGGCGACCCGUGCGGCGGCACCUUCGAGGGAGUCGCCUGCAACGAGAGAAAGAAGGUGGCCAACAUCACACUGCAGGGGAAAGGGCUCGCCGGAAAACUGUCGCCGGCGGUGGGAGGACUGCAGCACUUGACCGGUUUGUAUCUGCAUUACAAUUCCUUGUACGGAGACAUACCUGUGGAGUUGGCUAGCUUGACUGAGCUCACCGAUUUGUACCUCAAUGUGAAUAAUUUCUCCGGCGAGAUUCCGCCGGAGCUCGGAAACAUGCAGAAUCUUCAAGUUUUGCAGCUGUGUUAUAACCAGCUGACAGGGAGUAUACCCACAGAGAUAGGUUCUCUGAAGAAGCUGAAUGUUCUAGCUCUCCAAUCCAAUUUGUUGAGUGGUGCAAUCCCAGCCAGAUUGGGCAAUUUGGGAGUCUUGAUGAGGCUAGACCUCAGUUUCAACUGCCUCUUCGGAUCAAUCCCUACCAAGCUGGCUGAUGCACCAUUGCUCGAAGUUUUGGAUGUUCGGAACAACAGCCUCUCUGGCAAUGUGCCUCUUGCUCUGAAGAGGCUGGUGGAUGGGUUUCAGUAUGAUAACAAUCCUGGGCUGUGUGGGUCUGGUUUCGCUUCUCUGAGGAGCUGUACUGAUUCGGAACGUCCCAACUCGGAGAGGCCGGAGCCUUAUGCAGGAGGAGGGGAUGGUCUCUCAACCAAGAAUAUACCAGAGACUGCUGAUCUGAAUUUGAACUGCAGCCAGAGUUCUUGCUCCAAGAAAUCUAAGACCUCUUUGGCUGUUGGCGUAGUGGUAGCUUCUGUUGUUGCGUCGGCUGUAGGCAUUCUGAUGUUUGCACUCUACCGCAGGCGGAAGCAGAAGCUUGGUAGUGCAUUUGAAAUGUCUGAGAGCCGGCUCAGUACUCACCGUGUGAAGGAGGGUUAUAGAAAGAAUGGAUCUUCUCCACUUUUCAGCCUUGAGUACUCGAAUGGAUGGGAUCCAUUGGCUGAGGAUCGCCGUUUUGGUGGCAUGCAAGAAGCUAUGCAGAGUUUUAGGCUUAACCUGCAAGAGGUCGAGACAGCUACUCAGUACUUUGCUGAUAAGAAUUUGCUAGGGAGGAGUAACUACUCAGUGACGUAUAGAGGCACUUUAAGAGAUGGAUCCGCUGUUGCGGUUAAGAGGAUUAUGAAGAGUAGCUGCAAGUCGGAGGAAGCUGAGUUCUUGAAGGGAUUGAACAUCCUCACUUCGUUGAGGCACGAGAAUUCGGUGAUGCUUAGAGGGUUUUGCUGCUCUAGAGGCCGCGGUGAAUGCUUCCUCGUUUAUGAUUACAUACCAAAUGGGAGUUUGUUCCGUUAUCUUGAUGUCAAGGAGGGCGAAGGCGAUGUUCUCGAAUGGUCCACCAGAGUUUCUAUAAUCAAUGGGAUUGCCAAAGGCGUAGAGUAUCUGCACGGGUGCAAGGCGAACAAGCCGGCUAUGGUUCAUCAGAACAUCACAAGCAAGAACGUGCUCAUCAACCAGUGGUCAAAGCCCUUGCUAUCGGACUCGUGCCUGCACAAGCUUCUCACUGAUGACACGGUCUUCUCGGCUCUCAAGGCCAGUGCUGCCAUGGGGUAUCUUGCUCCCGAGUACACAAACACUGGCUGUUUCACUGAGAAAAGCGACGUGUACGCUUUUGGGGUGCUUCUCUUCAAGAUCCUGUCUGGGAAGAGGAAAUAUGUGGCUUCUAUGCGCGCUUCUGCUGAGUCGAGCAACCUGAACUUCAUAGAUGCUAAUCUCCACGGGGCGUUCAAGGAAUCUGAAGCUGCUAUGCUUGCAAAUCUUGCUGUCGUGUGCACCCACGAAUCUCCAGAAGAGAGGCCGUCUGUGGAGACAAUUGUACGCGAACUCUGUCACUAGCCGUUGAUAUCAGAAGCCGUGGCGUUGCUUAGCCUUCGAAGAUGUACUAGUUUUAGUAUGUGUAGACUAGUACUAACCACUUAAUAGGGAUGAUCAUGUUGGAUUUGUUGUAGUUUUAGUGUAUUUCAUGAACACGUCCCUUAAUUGAUGGAUAUUGGGAGAUUAUCUAAUCUACUUUCUUUAAUUCA